AUGGUUAAUAUUUGGAAGUCAUGGUGUGUUCUGGUUACUGCAGUACAUUUGUUCCACAUCACAUCAUCCAAUUUCAGUGUCAAGAAUUUACCAGGUUUUGGGGAUCUUCCAUUCACGUUGAAUACUGGAUACAUUGGUGUUGGAGAAAGAGAACAGGUGCAGCUUUUUUAUUACUUUAUUGAAUCUCAAAGGAGUCCCUUGAAUGACCCACUCCUACUUUGGCUUGUUGGAGGUCCAGGUUGCUCUGCCCAUUCUGCUUUCUUCUAUGAAAAUGGGCCAUUGAUGUUCAAUUAUGAUGCUUUUAAUGGGAGCUUUCCAGAACUUAUAUUGAAUCAAAACACUUGGACAAAGGUUCUCAACAUAUUAUACGUGGAUGCCCCAGUUGGCACAGGAUAUUCUUACUCAAAAACACAAGAAGGCUAUUAUAGCAAUGACAUACAACUGGUAGAACACAUCUACGAAUUUUUACAAAAGUGGAUGGCCGAUCAUGUUAGAUUCAGAUCAAAUCCACUUUACAUUGGUGGUGGUUCAUACUCAGGCAUGGUUGUUGUUCCCCUUGUUCAGAAAGUAUAUGAAGGUAAUUAUUAUAUACUAAGUUUUACAAUAUGUGAUUCCAAUAAUAAUAUUUUAGGCUUUGUGCUUUCAAGUCCAAGAAUUGACUCUUUCAUGGACAAUAACACAAAAGUUGAAUUUGCUUACCAACGGGCACUUAUAUCGAAUGAACUAUAUGAGUCAAUUAAAUCUGGCUGCAAUGGUGAUUAUAUUAAUCGUGAUCCUAACAAUACAAAGUGUAUAUCAGAUUAUGAAGCCUUUUCUGAGCUAGUUCGUUACAUAAAUGAAUUUCAAAUUUUGGAACCAAGUUGUAUGAUUGGAUCGAAGGAGAAUCAAAGAAUUCUUUCUGAAGAGUUCAAAAAUAUCCACCAAACCAAAUUUAGGUGUCGGGAUGACCAAUACGCUGUUGGAGAAUUGUGGGCAAAUGAUCCACUUGUUCGAAAGGCUCUUCACGUUAGAGAGGGAACCAAAGAGUACUUCCAAAGAUGCAAUCGAAGUGAUGCAUAUACAAAGAACGUUCCUAGCGUCGUUGAACACCUUCGAAAUCUCACAAACACAAACCUACGCUCUCUAAUUUACUGCGGUGAUCUUGACUUGUCGACACCGUAUCUUAGUUCACUUUCGAUUGUCAAGUCACUUAAAUUGAAGUUGGAUAAGACUUGGCAUCCUUGGUUCGUUGAUGGCGAAGUGGCAGGAUAUUCAGAGAGCUACCAAAAAAGUGAUUAUCACCUGACAUAUACUAUUGUGAAGGGAGGGUGUCAUGUGGUGCAAGAGAACAAACCUAAAGAGGUGUUUGAGAUGAUUGACCGAUGGUUGUCAUUUUAUGAUAUAUAA
This is a messenger RNA of Abrus precatorius (Indian licorice), 1386 nucleotides long. Its product is annotated as serine carboxypeptidase-like 17. The transcript is spliced from 13 exons. NCBI's taxonomy places the organism in Eukaryota, Viridiplantae, Streptophyta, Magnoliopsida, Fabales, Fabaceae. The record is from RefSeq and is a predicted model, not a curated record. Bases 1 to 1386 code for a protein of 461 amino acids. Gene Ontology annotation, biological process: secondary metabolic process; proteolysis. Gene Ontology annotation, molecular function: serine-type carboxypeptidase activity; acyltransferase activity, transferring groups other than amino-acyl groups.